Messenger RNA from Capronia epimyces CBS 606.96, 393 nucleotides. RefSeq lists its product as uncharacterized. Gene Ontology annotation, molecular function: RNA binding. The record is from RefSeq and is a predicted model, not a curated record. The transcript has 3 exons. Lineage: Eukaryota; Fungi; Ascomycota; Eurotiomycetes; Chaetothyriales; Herpotrichiellaceae. Bases 1 to 393 code for a protein of 130 amino acids. Gene Ontology annotation, biological process: mRNA splicing, via spliceosome. Gene Ontology annotation, cellular component: U6 snRNP; Lsm1-7-Pat1 complex; U4/U6 x U5 tri-snRNP complex.
AUGAACAUCAAUGUUAAUGAAGAUUCAGACCUCUUGAGUUCCCUCUGCAUUGACCUUCAGUCGCACCAUUUUAGUGACUACACCGUACAUACUCCAGGCCGCAAACUUCCAUGCAUCGUGGAUAGCAAAGAUCAGUCCCCAUCGCAUAUCAAUUUCCUCCGCAUCUCGCUCACUCCCCGCCGCCGAAAUGGCAUCGACACUCUUGCCCUUAGGUCAGUGGACAAGCACGCGACCAUGGGCGACUUCCAGCUCACAUAUGAUGCAGAAUUAAUCGACAAAUGUGUCGGUUCGAGGAUCUGGAUUGUGAUGAAGGGCGACAAAGAAUUUGCCGGCACAUUAUUAGGCUUCGAUGACUACGUCAACAUGGUCUUGGAAGAUGUGAUCGAGUUGUGA